Molecule: messenger RNA, 846 nt
Organism: Thelazia callipaeda (thelaziosis nematode)
Lineage: Eukaryota; Metazoa; Nematoda; Chromadorea; Rhabditida; Thelaziidae
Source: the annotation of a GenBank genome assembly
AUGCAAACAUUAGGAUGUAUGAAGCCAAUAUUAUUAGCAGUUCGAGCUGCAUUAGUUUCUGGAAACCAUUUCGAGCGAUUUAUUAAUAUCUGCGAAAGAAUACGUGGAGCGCUAAAAUGUAUCAGACAUAUUCCUGGAAAAUGUUCACAAGAAAGUGGGACAAGAUUUUUAAUUGCAAAUUUUCAAUAUUUUUGCGAAGAUAACUAUCCAGUAAUUGCAGUAAUUACAGUUUACAAACACAUGUCGGAAUGUUUGGAUAUUUAUUCUAGCGUUGUUCAACGUGAAUGUCAAUGGAGAUGUCAAGAGACACGUCAAGUACUAAGUUGGUUCUUAUAUGGUUACAUGCGAUCUACUGUACUUGCUACGAUAUCUGAAGAAACUGUACCUUCUAAAUUAAAUGCUGAUUACUUUAGAAGAAUAAGCGGUGAUACCUGCCGCAUGGUAAUGUGCUACAUGACAUGCUUGCGAGAGAAGUACAACGUGAAAUGCAAUGGGAUUGGUGGCAGUAUGUUUGUAGAAGCGAUUUUCAGGCCAUUGAUAGCGUUGCACAGAUCUUGGCCUUAUAGCCCAAUAGCUAAUUCAAUGGGUCUCAUAAUGCCACCAGAAUGCAACUUUCUUACACGUUUGGAAAGUUUAAAUGAAUUCAGGUUAGUGAAAACAACAGAUGCACCGAUACAACUGCUGAAAAGUGUAAUUUCGCCUUUGGAUGAUGAUGAUUUCGCCAGUUAUCUCACUCGUACUCCGCCAACAACAGAAAAUGAUGAAUCCAAAAUACACACUGAGGAGACUGAAGAAGCAAUAGAGAAUUUCAAGAGUCUCGACAGAUUGCAGCGAAUGAAACCUUGA